UUCAGAGCCUGCAAAAUCAAGGAAAUUUUCCGACAGCUCAGUAGUAAGGUGAAUUCAGAAAUCAUGCCGAACAUUUUCCGCAGCUUUUUAUCGGAUCGCUAUAAUGGCAAGCAGGAGCGCUUCUACGAACGCUAUGAAGCGUUUUUUCGGGCCAUACCCAACUUGCCACCGAUGCCACGACCAAAAACUAAUAACAACACAAGGACUAUAGCAAGAGCUGAACCUAAAACCAACUCAAAGUUUACAUAUCAUUAUGGUGUUGAGGAACCCAGCAGUGAUUGGCGAUACGGUAAUGAAGUAUCAAUUGUGGUCAGAAGGGAAAUGGAGGAGCGGUUGGGCAUUCAACUGAUGGCUCAUCAACCGAGUUCAGAGCUUAACUUGGUCAGUCAUACCAUCUGGGAACUGAUAAUGCCUGGUCAAGAUAUUGAUUCGUUGCCCAAAACCAAAAAGGGUGCUCGAAUUGGUAUCAUUACGGUCUUGCUCGAACCUGCAAACAGUAAUUGCGGCAAGGAUAAUAAAGCUCGGUCGAAAUUGAUUACUACAAGAAUACUUUUAACCAAAGUGUCUAUACCACCAAUUAUUGUGGAACCGCCACCGCAAGUAAAAAAGCACGCAGUAAAAAGGCGUUUUAGAAAACUAGGCGAGCAGUUUGAAUGCAAUAAGUGUGUCAAGAAGUUCGAUCACUCCUGGAUGCUCAUUGCCCACAUAAGGACUCACACAGGCGAAAGACCUUUCGUUUGUCCGGAAAGGAGUUGCCGGAAGUCCUUUGCCGACCGCUCCAAUCUUUGCACUCAUCAGCGCACAAUGGGACAUCACGAUUGGGAGCACCAGUGUGGACAGUGCGGCAAGUAUUUCAGCCAGAUAUGUUACCUGAAUCGCCACUCGAUGGACGCCUGUCGCAAAUACCUGAUGUCCAUUAUGCACAAGAAGUUCUAGGUUCAAACUAUAUCGUUGUUAUGUAAUUUUAAACUGUAAUUAUGGUAAAUAAAUAUUACAAUCCUUUCAGUACA
Messenger RNA from Drosophila ficusphila, 1010 nucleotides. RefSeq names its product zinc finger protein 184. The record is from RefSeq and is a predicted model, not a curated record. Gene Ontology annotation, biological process: regulation of transcription by RNA polymerase II. Gene Ontology annotation, molecular function: RNA polymerase II cis-regulatory region sequence-specific DNA binding; DNA-binding transcription factor activity, RNA polymerase II-specific. The transcript is spliced from 3 exons. The coding region runs from base 64 to 936 and encodes 290 amino acids. NCBI's taxonomy places the organism in Eukaryota, Metazoa, Arthropoda, Insecta, Diptera, Drosophilidae.